This is a messenger RNA of Calliphora vicina (urban bluebottle blowfly), 450 nucleotides long. RefSeq lists its product as uncharacterized. NCBI's taxonomy places the organism in Eukaryota, Metazoa, Arthropoda, Insecta, Diptera, Calliphoridae. Gene Ontology annotation, cellular component: mitochondrion. Gene Ontology annotation, biological process: mitochondrial electron transport, cytochrome c to oxygen. The record is from RefSeq and is a predicted model, not a curated record. The coding region runs from base 103 to 309 and encodes 68 amino acids. The transcript is spliced from 2 exons.
CUUGGCAUCACCAUAAUAUUGCCUAUCGAAAAUAUCGUGCUGUUUCGGAGUUAGCCAAUUUUUCUUCGUUCAACCACAACUACAGAAAAAGUCUCCGUGAAAAUGUUCCAAAGAUCCGCUGCCCAAUUAUUGGCUCCUGCCAUCCGCAAUGCCGUUCAACGCCGUUGCCAAUCGGUGAUUUCAUCACCUCCCACCCAAAAGAUUUCUUUUGCCGAAAAAUUGAUUCUCGGUGGUGGUAUGUGCUGUGCAUCUUUGGUUAUUCCCGCUUGGGUUUUGCUUCACAUCAAGGAAUACCGUGGUUUGAAGUAAAUACAACACGGAGUGUUUUGCUUUAUGCAGAGCUCUAAGCUUUAUAAUUAGUCAAUAAAUAUGUUUUAAGAUUGUAAAGUACGAGAAACUGGUGAAAAAAUAUAAGAAAAGUGCUAAAUGUAAACGCGCUAAUAAAUCAAA